AUGUUAUCAUAUGUUAAGAGUAAUUUUCUUAGACUUAAAUGUCGUUUGCAGAAAAAUUCAAUAGAAAAUUUACUUUGGCUUGUGAACCUAAUACCAAGUGUUUCGGGAUCCUCUUUAGGUUCUAAUCGGAAGGCUAACGUCCCCUUUUGGGUUGUGUCUGUGGGUCUCCUUACAUACGUGUAUGUAGCGGGGAAUGUGAUGUUUCAACUGAAAUUCGCAAAAAGCCCCGGCGAUUACAUCAAGAGUAAUGUCAAUGUUUUGUUAUUAUUGCUCACAUAUAAUAACUGCUACUGGUGGCUCAGACAAUCAGCACUUUUAAGGAAAGUUUUAAAACAAGUAAAAGAAAAUGACAGACUAGCCAAAGAGUCAGCCGGCCAUUUUGAAAUACACGAGAAAUUGUUGUCAGUUGUCAAAAAAAUUCUUCUUAUAUUCUAUGGUUCUAUUUGGACAGAUGCAGUUUUCAUAUAUCUUCCUAAUCGUGUAGAUAUUUCGAACAAUCAUUAUUGCAUGACACCUUGUGUUGGUAUGGAGCCACUAUCAGCAACACCGAACCGGCAAAUCUGUAAAACAAUCCUAUUCAUACAAGAAGUCAUUUUAGUAAUUAUAGACUUGAACUACCAGACCCUUCAACUGAUGUUGAUCUCUCACACAGCCACUAUGUACCGUCUCCUAGCCGAAGAGAUGCAGCAACUAGAUGCUCCAGUGUUCGAUGAAAAUCGUUACCAAGGAAUCAAAACGAAGCUCCCAUCCCUGAUUUUCCGCCACGUCCUCACUUUGGAUAUUAUAAAGAACCUUCAAUCUCUCUACAGCUUUCCUAUGGGUGUUAAUUUUGGCCUAAACACUGUUUGUAUUGCACUCUUUUUUUAUUUACCUACUGAAGAAUGGAUAGACUUUUGUCCUUUUCUUAUUUACUGUUUCUUUGUAUUCUUUUUGUACUGCUAUCUCUGUCAGAAGUUAAUCGACGCGUCGGAAAUGUUCGAGCGCUCGGUUUAUGCAUGUGGCUGGGAAAAGUAUAAUAUUAAGGAAAUGAAAAUUGUCUAUAUAAUUCUGCUGCAAGCCCAAAAACCGAUAGAAUUGUUAGCGGCUGACAUAGUACCGAUAAAUAUUUAUACAUUCGCAACGACGAUACAAUUUUUGUAUAAGUUCAUAACUAUUGUGAAAUUUUAA
Pieris macdunnoughi is the source of this 1167-nucleotide messenger RNA. NCBI's taxonomy places the organism in Eukaryota, Metazoa, Arthropoda, Insecta, Lepidoptera, Pieridae. The record is from the annotation of a GenBank genome assembly.